Molecule: messenger RNA, 6424 nt
Organism: Andrographis paniculata
Lineage: Eukaryota; Viridiplantae; Streptophyta; Magnoliopsida; Lamiales; Acanthaceae
Product: callose synthase 3
Exons: 44
Coding region: 359-6205 (1948 amino acids)
Biological process (GO): (1->3)-beta-D-glucan biosynthetic process
Cellular component (GO): 1,3-beta-D-glucan synthase complex; plasma membrane
Molecular function (GO): 1,3-beta-D-glucan synthase activity
Source: RefSeq, a predicted model, not a curated record
CUUUCCCGAUACAGUCUCUCUCUCACUCUCAGUCUUACUCUCACACUCUCUCUCUUCUUUCUCUCUCCUCCAUAUUCUCUUCCCUUUUCUCACUUUUCAUGCUAAGUUGCUUGAAACCACAGCACAGCACCUCUCCUCGCCAUUUUCACCCCCUUUUCGCUCAAGCUCGUGGUAAGGCUGCAUUGGAAUAUCUGAGGAUCAUCUCGGCUUUAUGAUUCUGCCUGUAUGUCCAUGAGUGGAUGCGUUGGCUACUCGACUGUUUAAGUUAAUUUGCUUCUCAUGCACUGGUAGUUCUCUGUACCUGCAGUGUUUCUGUCCCUAAGCUUCUUAUUGGUGAGGAAAGUAGGGACACCCCAGAAUGUCUUCGAGAGGAGGAUCGGCGCAGUCCACGCCGCAGCUGCAGCGUCGGAUCACUCGCACGCAGACAGUAGGGAAUCUUGGGGAGUAUGUAUUUGACAGUGAAGUAGUGCCAUCAUCUUUGGUCGAAAUUGCCCCCAUUCUGCGAGUCGCCAAUGAAGUCGAGGCUAGCAAUCCACGUGUUGCAUAUCUCUGUAGGUUUUAUGCUUUUGAAAAGGCUCAUAGGCUGGAUCCUACUUCAAGUGGUCGCGGUGUACGGCAAUUUAAAACAGCUCUUUUGCAACGUCUGGAAAGGGAGAAUGAUCCUACUUUGAUGGGAAGAGUAAAAAAAAGCGAUGCACGUGAAAUGCAGAGCUUUUAUCAGCAUUACUACAAAAAAUAUAUCCAAGCACUGCAAAAUGUGGCUGAUAAAGCUGAUCGUGCGCAGCUGACAAAAGCAUACCAAACAGCCAACGUUCUCUUCGAAGUUUUGAAAGCCGUUAACCAGACACAAUCUGUGGAAGUAGAUCGUGAGGUUUUGGAAACUCAUGAUAAAGUUGCAGAGAAGACUGAAAUCUAUGUCCCUUAUAAUAUUCUACCGCUUGAUCCCGAUAGCACAAAUCAAGCGAUCAUGAAAUAUCCAGAGAUUCAAGCUGCUGUACAUGCGCUCCGAAAUACCAGAGGUCUUCUUUGGCCUAAGGAAUACAAGAAGAAAAAUGAUGAAGAUAUCCUUGACUGGCUUCAAUCAAUGUUUGGUUUCCAGAAAGAUAAUGUGGCCAAUCAGAGGGAGCACUUGAUUCUCCUUCUGGCAAAUGUACACAUAAGACAAUUUCCAAAACCUGAUCAUCAACCCAAGUUAGAUGAGCGUGCUCUUGAUGAAGUCAUGAAGAAACUUUUCAAGAACUACAAGAAAUGGUGCAAAUAUUUGGGCCGCAAAAGUAGCUUAUGGCUACCAACCAUACAGCAAGAAGUGCAACAGCGCAAAUUGUUAUAUAUGGGGCUCUAUCUUCUUAUUUGGGGAGAAGCUGCCAAUUUACGAUUCAUGCCUGAGUGCCUGUGCUACAUCUAUCAUCAUAUGGCUUUUGAAGUUUAUGGUAUACUUGCUGGAAAUGUUAGUCCCAUGACCGGGGAAAAUGUGAAGCCUGCUUAUGGAGGAGAAGAAGAGGCUUUCCUGAAGAAAGUUGUUACCCCAAUCUAUGAAGUGAUCGCUCGGGAGGCUUCAAGGAGCAAAACAGGAAAAUCAAAACACUCACAGUGGAGAAAUUAUGAUGAUUUGAAUGAGUACUUCUGGUCUGUUGAUUGUUUUCGUUUGGGUUGGCCCAUGCGAGCUGAUGCUGAUUAUUUCUGCAAGACCGUGGAUCAACUUCGAAUUGAAAAGAAUGAAGAAACAAAGGCUACAAAAGAUCGCUGGGUGGGGAAGGUUAACUUUGUGGAAAUUCGAACUUUUUGGCAUAUAUUUAGAAGCUUUGGCAGAAUGUGGAUUUUCUUCAUUCUGUGCUUACAGGCUAUGAUCAUUGUUGCUUGGAAUGGCGAUGGGCAGCCAAGCUCAAUCUUUUAUCCUGGUGUUUUCAAGAAAGUACUAAGCGUCUUUAUAACUGCUGCAAUUUUGAAGCUUGGAGAAGCCAUCCUUGAUGUGAUUUUGAGUUUGAAAGCUAGGCGAAGUAUGUCCUUCCAUGUCAAGCUAAGAUACAUUCUAAAAGUUGUGACUUCUGCUGCUUGGGUGAUUGUUCUCCCUGUUACGUAUGCCUAUACGUGGAAGCAUGACCCUCCUGCAUUUGCUCAAAUUAUAAAACAUUGGGUUGGCAAUAGUUCGAGUUUUCCCUCAUUGUUUAUCCUGGCACUUGUUAUCUACUUGUCCCCAAAUAUGCUUGCUGCCUUGCUGUUUCUUUUCCCAUUCAUACGGAGGUUCCUUGAGAGCUCCAAUUACAAAAUUGUGAUGCUAAUGAUGUGGUGGUCACAGCCUCGCCUUUAUGUUGGAAGGGGAAUGCAUGAAAGCACAUUUUCUCUCUUCAAGUAUACAUUGUUCUGGGUGCUUCUGCUUGUAACAAAGUUGGCCUUCAGUUUCUACGUAGAGAUUAAGCCUUUGGUGGUUCCAACUCAAACUAUCAUGAGUGCUCAUGUGACAGCUUACCAGUGGCAUGAAUUUUUUCCCCAAGCUAAAAACAACAUUGGUGUUGUAGUUGCUGUCUGGGCGCCAGUUAUUCUUGUUUAUUUUAUGGAUGCCCAGAUCUGGUAUGCUAUAUUCUCUACGCUGUUUGGAGGUAUAUAUGGUGCUUUCCGUCGCCUUGGAGAGAUUCGGACACUUGGAAUGCUUAGAUCUCGAUUUCAAUCAUUGCCUGGUGCUUUUAAUGCUUGCCUAAUUCCAGCGGAGAAAAAUGAAGGAGUGAAGAAGAAAGGACUUAUGUCUACAUUCUCCCGCAAAUUUGAAGUGAUCCCAUCAAGCAAAGAGAAAGAAGCCGCAAGGUUUGCUCAAUUGUGGAACAAAAUAAUAACUAGUUUCAGAGAGGAAGAUCUAAUAAGCAACAGGGAAAUGGAUCUGCUGCUUGUUCCAUAUUCUGCUGACCGUGAUUUGGAGCUAAUCCAAUGGCCCCCAUUUCUUCUUGCCAGCAAGAUCCCAAUAGCUGUGGAUAUGGCUAAAGACAGUAAUGGCAAGGACAGAGAGCUGAAAAAGAGGAUUCAGUCUGAUGCUUAUAUGUAUUCUGCUGUCUGUGAGUGCUAUGCUUCUUUCCGAAGCAUUGUUAAAUUAUUAGUCCGUGGCAGGCGAGAGAAAGAGGUUAUUGAAUACAUCUUUUCGGAAGUUGACAAGCACAUAGUAGAGGAUAAUCUUUUAGCUGAAUACAAGCUUAGUGCUCUUCCUAAUCUCUAUGAUCUAUUUGUUCGACUUGUAAACUACUUGCUAGACAAUAAGCCAGAGGACAGAGACCAAGUUGUCAUUCUUUUCCAGGAUAUGCUGGAAGUUGUGACACAAGAUAUAAUGAUGGAAGAUCACAUAUCCAAUUUAUUGGAUUCGAUGCAUGGUGGUGUGGGAUAUGAAGGAAUGGUUUCUGUUGAUCCACAGUAUCAGUUGUUUGCCUCAGCUGGAGCCAUCAAAUUUCCGACCCCAGAAUCAGAUGCUUGGAAAGAGAAGAUCAAGAGGUUGUAUUUAUUGCUGACGGUAAAAGAGUCUGCUAUGGAUGUGCCAUCGAACUUAGAAGCUAGGAGGCGCAUCUCCUUCUUCUCGAACUCGUUGUUCAUGGACAUGCCUUCAGCUCCUAAAGUCCGAAAUAUGUUAUCUUUCUCUGUUUUGACUCCUUACUACUCGGAAGAGGUUCUGUUCUCAUUACCUGAGCUGGAAGUGCCAAAUGAAGAUGGUGUAUCCAUUCUCUUUUAUUUGCAGAAGAUAUUCCCAGAUGAGUGGAACAAUUUUAUGGAGCGUGUCAACUGCCAAAAUGAAGAUGAACUUAGAGAAUCUGAUGAGCUAGAAGAGCAACUACGCCUUUGGGCAUCAUACAGGGGCCAGACUUUAACAAGAACUGUAAGAGGAAUGAUGUAUUACCGAAAAGCAUUAGAACUUCAAGCCUUCCUUGAUAUGGCUAAGGAUGAAGAUCUAAUGGAAGGCUACAAGGCCAUUGAGUUGAAUGAAGAUCAGAUGAAGGGAGAACGGUCUCUGUGGGCACAAUGUCAAGCAGUUUCCGAUAUGAAAUUCACAUAUGUCGUAUCUUGUCAAUCAUAUGGUAUUCAUAAACGAUCUGGAGAUCCACGUGCUCAAGAUAUAUUGAGGCUCAUGACCACGUAUCCAUCGCUUCGAGUGGCUUAUAUUGAUGAGGUUGAAGAACCAUGUAAAGACAAGUCCAAGAGGGUUAAUGAUAAGGUCUAUUAUUCCACUCUUGUGAAGGCUGCUUUGCCGAAAAAUUCUUCCGAGCCAGGGCAAAAUCUGGACCAGGUUGUAUAUCGUAUAAAACUUCCAGGGCCUGCUAUCUUGGGUGAAGGGAAACCUGAAAAUCAGAAUCAUGCCAUCAUUUUCACGCGCGGGGAAGGCUUGCAAACAAUUGAUAUGAAUCAGGAUAACUAUAUGGAAGAAGCACUGAAAAUGAGAAACUUACUUCAAGAAUUUCUGAAAAGGCAUGAUGUUAGGCAUCCCUCAAUUCUUGGUUUGAGGGAGCAUAUCUUCACGGGCAGUGUUUCUUCUCUUGCUUGGUUUAUGUCAAAUCAAGAAACAAGUUUUGUUACUAUUGGCCAGAGAUUGUUAGGCAAUCCUUUAAAGGUUCGGUUUCACUACGGUCAUCCAGAUGUUUUUGACAGACUAUUUCACCUCACUAGAGGUGGGGUGAGCAAAGCAUCCAAGAUCAUCAACCUGAGUGAAGACAUUUUUGCUGGUUUUAAUUCAACACUUCGUGAAGGCAAUGUAACUCAUCAUGAAUAUAUACAAGUCGGUAAAGGGAGAGAUGUGGGUCUUAACCAGAUAUCACUAUUCGAGGCUAAGAUUGCUAACGGAAAUGGAGAACAAACACUGAGCCGUGAUCUAUACAGGCUUGGUCAUCGCUUUGAUUUCUUCCGAAUGUUAUCGUGCUAUUUCACCACAAUCGGUUUCUAUUUCAGUACAUUGCUUACUGUGCUUACCGUGUACAUAUUCCUUUAUGGUCGCCUUUAUCUCGUUCUUAGUGGCCUAGAAAAAGGAUUAAGUACCCUUCCAGGAGUUCGAGAAAACCGACCUCUUGAAGUUGCUCUUGCAUCUCAGUCAUUUGUCCAAAUUGGAUUUCUGAUGGCUCUCCCUAUGGUGAUGGAAAUUGGGCUGGAGAAAGGCUUUCGAACGGCUUUAAGCGAAUUUAUCCUGAUGCAGCUGCAGUUAGCUCCAGUGUUCUUCACAUUUUCACUUGGAACGAAAACACACUAUUAUGGAAGGACAUUGCUUCACGGAGGAGCAAAAUACAGGCCCACCGGUCGAGGAUUUGUUGUGUUCCAUGCCAAAUUUGCAGAGAACUACCGGCUAUACUCUCGUAGCCACUUUGUUAAGGGACUUGAGCUGAUGAUACUACUACUCGUAUAUCAAAUUUUCGGUCAGUCAUACAGGGGUGCCGUUCCAUACAUCUUGAUUACUGUGUCUAUGUGGUUUAUGGUGGGCACGUGGCUUUUUGCACCAUUCCUCUUCAAUCCAUCCGGUUUUGAGUGGCAAAAGAUAGUCGAUGAUUGGAACGAUUGGAACAAGUGGAUUGGUAACCGUGGAGGCAUUGGUGUCCCCCCAGAAAAAAGCUGGGAAUCAUGGUGGGAAGAGGAGCAAGAGCAUCUCCGGCAUUCAGGGAAACGUGGCAUCGUUGCUGAAAUUAUACUAUCAUUACGCUUUUUCAUUUAUCAGUACGGUCUCGUCUAUCACCUGAACAUCUCAAAGAACACGAAAAGUGUAUUGGUUUACGGCGUGUCUUGGCUUGUCAUCUUUUUGAUACUCUUCGUCAUGAAGACAAUAUCUGUUGGACGGAGGAAAUUCAGCGCGAAUUUUCAGCUAGUUUUCCGGUUGAUCAAGGGGUUAAUAUUCCUUACAUUCGUCGCCAUACUGGUCAUUCUGAUCGCGCUCCCACACAUGACAGCGCGGGAUCUUGUGGUGUGCAUCCUCGCCUUCAUGCCCACCGGCUGGGGUCUACUCCUGAUUGCACAAGCAUGCAAGCCGGUUGUCGAUAGAUUCGGGUUCUGGGGAUCGGUUAGGACUCUGGCACGCGGGUAUGAAAUCGUGAUGGGGUUGCUGUUGUUCACGCCAGUGGCGUUUCUUGCAUGGUUCCCGUUCGUGUCUGAAUUCCAGACGCGGAUGUUGUUCAACCAGGCGUUCAGUCGAGGCCUUCAGAUUUCGAGGAUCCUGGGGGGACACCGGAAGGACAGAUCCUCCAGGAGCAAAGAGUAGAAGAACCAAGGAGCAGGUGCUAUCCUAUGCUGUGGUAUGCUGUUUGACGUGUUGUUUAACUUUUUUACUACAUCAAUUAGAUAGAUAGAUUAAUUGGGAAGUUUUUAUUCAGCUGUGAAUGAAUUGUUCAAAAUGUUCUUUGCCUGUGUUUGUUUGUCUGUUUACUUACUUACAUUAGAUAGGUAGAUAAAUUGGGAUGGAUGGAAAGGGAUUAUUGAC